GUACGGUACUGAAGGAGGUACCAUAGGAUUUUCGGAGAUGCAGAAAGCAGAGCUGGUGUUCGUCCCAACUCCCGGCGCCGGUCACUACAUAUCCGCCGUAGAGUUCGCAAAGCGCUUAAUCCACACAGACGAUCGCUUCUCUGUUACCAUACUCCAUAUGCGUUCAUCACUCCAUCCCCAUACAGAUCCAUACAACACAUCUCUCCUUGCCUCUGAAACCCAUCUCCGUAUCAUUGACCUCCCUCCUGUAGAUCCACCUCCAUCCCAUCUAAUCCACAAAUCUGUAGAACACUAUAUACUACUUUACUUUGAAAGCUUCAUCCCUCAUGUCAAAGAUGCCAUCACCCACCUUAUGUCAAAUCCAGACUCAGUCCCACUCGCCGGGUUAAUCCUUGAUUUCUUCUGUCUUCCCAUGAUUGAUGUGGCCAAGGAACUGGGCCUCCCUUCUUAUCUAUACCUCACCUCUGGUGCUGGUUUUCUUGGCCUCAUGCUCUACCUCCCAACUCGCCAUAGCCAAAUCGGCACUGAGUUUGAAGACUCGGAUCCUGAUCUGGAGCUCCGGAGUUUCGUCAACCCAGUUCCUGUUCGCGUUUUGCCUGAAGCCGUGAGUAACAAGCAUGGUGGUUACGCUGCUUACAUAAAGGUUGCUCAGAGGUUCAGAGAGGCUAGGGGCAUUAUAGUAAAUACGUUUUCCGAGUUGGAGCCUUACGCCGUUGAGUCGUUCGCCGAUGGUCAGACCCCCCCGGUGUACACGGUAGGACCGGUUCUUGACCUCGGGGGUCAGGCUCAUUCCUGUUCAGACCGGGUUGACCACGGUAAGAUCAUGGGGUGGCUUGACGCUCAGCCGGAAUCGUCCGUGGUGUUCCUCUGCUUUGGAAGCAUGGGGACCUUCGACGCGCCCCAGGUGAGGGAGAUCGCCCUUGGGCUCGAGCGCAGCGGCCACAGGUUCCUCUGGGCCCUGCGUCUGCUGAGGCUCGAUGGCAAACUCGGUGGAAGCUCUGAUGGCACGGAACUCAGCGAUAUCUUGCCUGAGGGGUUCCUGGAUCGAAUCGGAGAGAGGGGAAUGAUCUGCGAGUGGGCACCGCAAAUGGAAGCGCUGAGCCACAAAUCAAUCGGAGGGUUCGUAUCCCACUGCGGGUGGAACUCCAUCUUAGAGAGCAUAUGGAACAGUGUACCGGUGGCGACCUGGCCCAUGUAUGCAGAACAGCAGCUGAAUGCCUUUGGACUGGUGAAGGAACUGGGAUUAGCAGUGGAAAUGAGACUGGACUAUCGACAGAUUGGGGGAGAAGUAGUAAUGGCGGAAGAGAUAGAUGGUGCAAUAAGAUGUGUGAUGGAGCAUGAUAGCAUGGUGAGGAAAAAGGUGAAAGAAAUGGGAGAGAUGAGCAGGAGGGCUGUGAUGGACGGUGGGUCUUCCUCCAAGUCCCUUGGACGCCUGAUCGCGGAUAUCAUUAAUCAUCCCCAGUUCCCGACUAACACUAACUAGUUUAUUGCUUUGUGUGAUCACGUGGGCUUUCUUCUUUCCUUCGUAAUAAAAAAAUGUUAAAUAAAUGAAUAUAAUAAAAUAGAAGAGAGGCGGUGGAAUAAUUGAGUGGAUUGGGUGUUGGACAUGCCAAGACACAAUCAUUACUUCUCAUAGCCUGGCCCACCACUGACCACACCGCAAUUAUUAUAUCAUGAGGAUGAAGUACAAAGUCAUCAUUUUAUCAA
Molecule: messenger RNA, 1707 nt
Organism: Vitis riparia (riverbank grape)
Lineage: Eukaryota; Viridiplantae; Streptophyta; Magnoliopsida; Vitales; Vitaceae
Product: UDP-glycosyltransferase 71K1-like
Exons: 1
Coding region: 38-1483 (481 amino acids)
Molecular function (GO): UDP-glycosyltransferase activity
Source: RefSeq, a predicted model, not a curated record